CAAAUCAGGCACAUAUUGCUUUGUUGGUCCUGCAGAGAGACCCUACUACGCGGUGCCACAGUACCUGGCUCUAUCACAGUAUUUUUGUAGCUGUUGAUGAACUUCUCUGGACGAGGGUCCUAGGAGUGACAGUGCUGUGAGAUCAACCCCCCCGUUGAUCGACCGCCAUGAGGCUUCUUCCAUUCACCCUGUUGCUGCUGUGCAGCAUUUUCGUCUGUGUCUCUGCAUGGACCAAGGAAGACCAUGAAAUCUUCCGUCUACGAGAUGAGCUUGCAACUGCGGAAGGCGAAAAUGUGACUUUUUACGAUUUCCUAGGGGUGCGUCCCAAAGCAACCCAGGACGAGAUUACCAAAGCGCUCCGCAAGAAGUCGAAGCUCUACCACCCAGACAAGGUCAAACAAUCUCUCUCGGCGUCCAAGGCAACUGCUGCCGCAAAGACCGCUCGUGGUAAAGGCAAGAAACCCGGCGUGCACGUCAACAAAGGUCCCUCGCAGAGCGAACUCCGCCAGGCCGUUGCUCAAGCGAACCAACGGUUCGCGCGCCUCACAGUGGUGGCCAAGAUUCUCGGCGGACCUACCCGCGAGCGGUACGAUCAUUUCCUCAAAAAUGGGUUUCCUCGAUGGAAAGGCACGGGAUAUUACUAUGCGCGGUUCAGGCCUGGUCUAGGUUCCGUGCUGGUCGGUUUGCUUGUCGUCGGCGGAGGUGGUGCCCACUACGCAGCCAUGUAUCUAGGCUGGAAGAGGCAACGUGAAUUCGUCGAAAGAUAUGUUCGUCAGGCAAGACGGGCUGCUUGGGGCGACGAGUUGGGUAUCCCAGGUAUUACUGCUGGAAUGGACGCGUCCGCAUCUGCGCCUGCCCCGCCUCCUUCCGAAGAACCUGCCAUGGUCUUGAACCGACGUCAGAGAAGGUUGCAAGAAAGAGAUAACAAACGGGAAUCUUCUCAGGGCAAGAAGUCCAAGAAUAACCGAAAAAGCGGUACCAAUACACCCGUCGAAGCCGAAGUGAGUGGUGGUCCCGUUGGAGAACGGAAGAGAGUCGUUGCAGAGAACGGCAAGGUGCUUAUCGUUGAUGCAAACGGUAAUGUGUACCUCGAGGAAGAAAACGAGGAUGGCGAAAAGGCAGAAUAUCUCUUGGAUAUUGAUGAAAUUGCCAAACCCUCCUUCAAGCAGACCGCGUUGUACCGACUGCCAAUUUGGGCUUUCAACCAAACAGUCGGACGGGCAAUCACGCCUCUGCGAAAGCCCGAGGAAGGCGAGCUGGAGCCAGAAGAGAGCGAUUCCGGCGACAGUGAUACCCUGGCUCCGGACACGCCAACACCGCUCCCUGGCGCGAGAAACAGCCGCGGCGGGGCACAGAGACGAAGAAGAGGCAGGUAAAAUAUGUUGGUCAUGUAAGGAUGAAAUGAUCUAUACAGCAUAAAAUAAAAGUCUUUUUGUUUGAAGUAUUCGAAUCUAGCUGUUCCGCAUAGCUCUUUGGUCAUGUCAUAGUUUGCCUCUAGAAAACUGUCAUAUACUGCGAGUGAUGAUAUCCUUUAUAUCUAUUCGUGCAUCCCAUCAUUCAAAGUUAAAAUCUAAAAAAACAAAUCGUGUAUCAUAACGGCGUCAGGUCGAAGCGAAAUAAUUUCGUGAAGAAUUGAAAGUCAAAUCCCAAAU
Messenger RNA from Xylona heveae TC161, 1652 nucleotides. RefSeq lists its product as hypothetical. Gene Ontology annotation, cellular component: endomembrane system. The coding region runs from base 168 to 1376 and encodes 402 amino acids. The transcript has 4 exons. Lineage: Eukaryota; Fungi; Ascomycota; Xylonomycetes; Xylonales; Xylonaceae. The record is from RefSeq and is a predicted model, not a curated record.